This is a messenger RNA of Sebastes umbrosus (honeycomb rockfish), 8558 nucleotides long. It is a transcript of the gene kat6b, whose product is annotated as K(lysine) acetyltransferase 6B. Lineage: Eukaryota; Metazoa; Chordata; Actinopteri; Perciformes; Sebastidae. Bases 741 to 7259 code for a protein of 2172 amino acids. Gene Ontology annotation, molecular function: histone acetyltransferase activity; DNA binding. Gene Ontology annotation, biological process: nucleosome assembly; regulation of DNA-templated transcription. Gene Ontology annotation, cellular component: nucleosome; MOZ/MORF histone acetyltransferase complex. The transcript has 17 exons. The record is from RefSeq and is a predicted model, not a curated record.
UUAUGUCACAUUUACUGCCCAUAGGGAAUAAAUGUUAAUAAGGGUGUUAUGACAUAAAAAAGCCUGUGCUGUGCUGAGGCUAAUCCAGCAAAAAAAAAAAAAAAAUGUGAAGUGUAAAAAAAUGUUCCUCUUGGCUCAUCACUAGGACAUGUUGAUGGAGGGGGGGAAAAAGUGAAAUUGACAAUAUCAUUGUAGGAAGCGCACUAAAGGGGCGACGGUCCGCUCCACUACACUGAAGUAGGGAUGUCUACAGUGGGAGAAGAAGAAGAAGAAGAAGAAGGGGGAGGGUACCACUUUGUCACAGGCUGCUAUGUAGAUUAACCUUUCAAUUAGUUGUUAUCAGGUCCUUCUCCAUGUCUCGGGCAGCAAGCAAGCAAGCUUCUCACACAGCUUUCGUUUCAAGAGAUCAUCAAAAAUCAGCUCGGAUAUACGUCGCUGCACACCUUUCGACGUUUUUUCCCCAAUAACGAAGAGGAGUAAUCCGAGGGGGGGAGAAAAAACUUGGAAGAGAUUUGAUCUGGGAUUAAAUAAAUAAAGCUCCAGGUCAGCUACCAUUGUGGAAUUUACUCGUGCCAACUUUUCCUCAACACCCAGGAUUGAGAAGACAUAUGCGGUGGAUGCAGGCGUGGAACAUAUAACUUUUUGACCUUAACGAAGGAUGUGGAUGUACCCAGUGUUCAGCAGCAGAAAGGGGGAAUCUGUAUGGAUCACGUUGUUUUUGCGAGUCUAAUUGUUCAACCAUGGUAAAACUUGCAAACCCUCUGUACACGGAGUGGAUUCUUGAAGCAAUACAGAAAAUCAAGAGGCAAAAGCAGAGGCCUUCGGAGGAGAGAAUCUGUCAUGCGGUGGCCACGUCGCACGGACUGGACAAGAAGACCGUCCUUGAGCAGUUGGGAUUAAGUGUUCAUGAUGGCUCUAUUCUCAAGGUUACAAAUAAGGGGAGCGCCUCCUACAAGGACCCAGGGAAUCCCGGGAGGGUUGGAUCAAUCCCGCCUGCAAACGUGUCUGUGCCAUCAAGGGAAUCUAUAUGGAAUUCAAGCGAUCUGCGCCAUAUUGAUUGGAAUAAAAUACUCAAGAGGGCCAUCGAGGGCCUGGAUGAUACUCACGGCUCCUCGCUAAAGAACAUCGAGAGGUAUCUGAGGAACCAGGACGACCUCUCAAACAUUGUUGAUAACCCUGCUUUCCGGCAGAGGUUACGACUGGCGGCCAAGCGGUCGGUUAACAACGGCAGGUUGUUAAAAAAUGGCCCGCGGUAUAAGCUCAGCCAUGGCAGUGCGGAGGGAAGGGGCUCCAGGUUUCCAAGUGCUUCCCCCUUGGUCCUGUCAUCAGUGACACUCCUCCCCCAUGAGCGAGACCAGCUCCGGGUCGACCCCAUCCCAAUAUGCAGUUUCUGUCUUGGAACGAAAGAGUCAAAUCGGGACAAGCGGCCAGAAGAGCUGCUGUCCUGUGCAGACUGUGGGAGCAGUGGGCAUCCAUCAUGUCUGAAGUUUUCCCCCGAUUUAACCUCAAAUGUGAAGAGAUUACGAUGGCAGUGUAUUGAAUGCAAAACCUGCAGCUCCUGUCGAAUACAGGGGAAAAAUGCUGAUGAGAUGCUAUUCUGCGAUUCAUGUGAUCGGGGCUUUCACAUGGAAUGCUGCGACCCGCCGCUUUCAAGAAUGCCAAAAGGUACCUGGGUCUGCCAAGUCUGCAGACCGAAGGAGAAUGGGAAGAAACUGCUGCACAAGAAAGCCGAUCAGAUCAAACGUCGAUAUGCAAAGCCAAUCGGAAGGCCCAGAAAUAAGCUCAAACAAAGAAUGUCUGUAACCAGUGGUGACGGCUCCAUGGUAGCACUUGGAGGAAGGGGGUCACCUGGUAGGGGUCAAAAGAUUACCGUCUGUUCCACACCUUCAUCUGGUCAUGCUGCAUCUGUGAAGGACGCCAGAGACAGAUUGGCUGUUGCAGACCCCUGUUGUGUGGUCGACGCCACCCAAUUCACCACUUCCACCCCCACCACCACUCCCCCCCUCACGCCCACCUCCACCCCAGCUACACUCACCGUUAACAAGAAAACCAAAGGGCUUAUCGAUGGGCUUUCCAAAUUCUUUACCCCUUCCCCCGUGGGCCGUCGCUCGCGAGCUGUAUCCGUAGAGUCGCCCGCCAAACUGUUAAGCUCUAGAGACAAGGGUCCGCCCAAACUGUCCAAGCCACCAGAGCCGUUUGCCUUUGCUGCUGACGCCACUCAAAAGAUAACCCCUUCUUCCUCUGCACUUCCUCCCGCUCCCACGCUGCCGGGACUUAGCCCGCCCUCGCAGGUGUCCAGCAGCUCCACCUCUGCUAACUCGCCCCAGAGCUCCUCCAGCCAGUCUAGUGUUCCUUCCCUGAGUAGCCUCUGCAAUAGCAGCCAACUUAAGGGACUAUUUGACGGACUAUCUCACAUUUAUACUACUCAGGGACAGUCGCGGAAAAAGAGACUACCUUGCUACGCGCCGCCUAAGCGCAUGCAUCACACGCAGGAUUCCCCCCAUGCGUCCAAAACGGGGCCCCAGCGCCUUGGAAAGAACGAGUUUAGCAAAAAUAGGUUACACUCCACAUCUGCUGGGCCGGGCCGACCCAGAGGACACCCAUUUAAGAUGGUCAGUCAUUUCAAACGUAACCCCUUCCUAAAAAAACACAGGACACUAGGCAGGCUGAGGUAUAAAGUGAGCCCUCAGAAGGGAGCCCCCUCACCAGGAAAGGGAGACUUGACAGACGGAAGAAUUAAGCCUGAGAAUAAUCAUGGCCACAACGGGGAGCUGCGUGUGAAGCAGGAGGCUCACGCCGACUUUGCGGCCAUGUCCAGAGACCACGUGAUGGAGGAGGACAUUGAGACGUUCACUCAUGUCCAGGAACUCUCCGUGCAGAGAACCGGAUCUCUGAUGAACCCGGACUCCGUGCGAUGCCCCGGCCUCAUUGAAUUUGGGAAGUAUGAGAUUCAAACCUGGUACUCGUCGCCUUACCCUCCUGAAUAUUCAAGAUUACAAAAGCUUUAUCUGUGCGAGUUCUGUCUGAAGUACAUGAGGAGCAAAAACAUCCUCCAGAGACACACAAAGAAGUGUGGCUGGUUCCACCCACCAGCCAAUGAAAUCUACAGAAAGGACGACCUUUCCGUAUUUGAGGUUGAUGGAAAUGUCAGCAAACUAUUCUGCCAAAACCUCUGCCUGUUAGCCAAGCUUUUCCUGGAUCACAAGACCUUGUAUUAUGAUGUGGAGCCUUUCCUCUUCUACAUACUUACAAAGAAUGAUGAGAAAGGCUGUCAUCUUGUGGGCUAUUUCUCCAAGGAAAAGCUUUGCCAGCAGAAGUACAAUGUCUCCUGCAUAAUGAUCAUGCCUCAGUACCAAAGGCAAGGAUUUGGAAGGUUCCUUAUUGAUUUCAGUUACCUUCUCACCAGGCAAGAAGGACAAGCCGGCUCCCCGGAGAAGCCGCUGUCAGAUCUGGGUCGCUUAUCCUACCUGGCAUAUUGGAAAAGUGUCAUACUGGAGUACCUUUAUAAGCACCCAGAUAAACACAUCAGUGUUAAAGGAAUAAGCAGGGCCACUGGGAUGUGUCCGCAUGACAUCGCCGCUACUCUCCAGCAGCUCGGCAUGAUUGACAGACAGGAUGGCAGGAUCGUGUUGAUCAGACGUGAGCGAUUGAUCCAGAGGCACACGGAGAGCCUGAGGGCUAACCCGCGUCGGAACGAGGUGGACCCCGACGGCCUGCGCUGGACGCCUUCCACGACUCUCAACGCCGUCCUGUCUGAGGAGGAGAGGGAGGCAGAGAUGGAUGCUGAGCGGCUGAAGGAGCAGGCCAGUUGCUGGGAGAAGGAGGAGAGGGAGGGCUACAUGAUGACUCACGGCAGCAGGCAACCUCUCACCAAGGUCCACUGUAAGGUUCCCUACAGGACCUACGAACGCCGCCCCGCGCUGUCCUGGACCAGGCGCAUCCAGCAGUUGGCGGAAGCGAGCGAUGACGAAGCCGAUGACGACGACGGCUCCGACGGCUCCGACGGCUCCGAUGGCUCACCACCCAUCCUCACAAAAGCCCAUGCGAUGCUCGCAGCCAAGAGAAAGAGAACCAUUGUGCUCAAGAAGAGAGGGCGUAAAAGAAAGAGAAUAAACAGCAGCGUGACAACAGAAACCAUCUCCGAGACGACGGAGGUGCUGAACGAACCGUUCGACAACUCCGAGGAUGAGCGUCCUAUGCCCCUGCUGGAGCGCACCUGCAGAGUGGGCGAGAUGGAGGAUGAAGAGGAGGAGGAGGAGGAGGAAGAGGAGGAGGAAGAGGAACAGGAGGACAAGACACCAAUUACACCAAUGAAACGCCGGAGAGGUCGCCCCAGGCUGGAGAAAAAUGCACGGAAAGACAAUCUUGAACACUGGAAUGAAGGAGCUGACGUCCUCUCUAAGAGACCCAGCAGACCCCGUCCAGUGAAACGGAAGAAAGGCUGGCCGAAAGGAGUAAAACGUGGCCCUCCCAAAUGGAGGCUUAAGAACGAACGAAAGAUGGGCUUCAAGCUCAACCUCUACACGCCCCCUGAAACCCCAAUGGAGGCGGAGCAGCACCACAUUCACACUGAAGAAGCGAAAGAGGAACCCGACCAGGAUGUUGUCAGUGCUGAUGAGUGCUCGGACAGCAAAGCAGGCCGAGGCUCGGCGAGUCCAGAUAUAACGCUAGAGAGGCUCCUCUCUGAGCCCCCGAGUCCUGUUGACAACGGCUCCCAGAAGUCCAGCUCCCCUGAAGGAUCACCAGUGGCUUCUCCGGUGUGCUCACCUGCCGCCUCGCCUGCAGCCUCGCCUGCCGCCUCGCCUGCCGUCUCGCCUGCCGCCAUGUCCCCAAGGCCCGAGGACAGAGGCGAUUCCCCAGAACCACCUGAAGACGACCAGCAAGAGAGCGAACACGGGCAGGACUCCCCAGCCAAAGAUGCGGAACACAGCGCAGCGGGUGUUGAAUCGCUGGAGAAUGACAACGCAGAGGAUGACGAGGAGGACGAGCAGAGAACUCAAAUAGAGGAUCAGGAUGCAGAUGAUGAGGAUGACAGUCACAGCAAGGCGGCGGAACCUGAGAACAGCAAGGCAGAGUUGGAGCAGAGUUCGAAAGAAAUACCCGAAUGCACCCCACCUUUUUUAGAUCCAAAAGAAGACAACGACUCUGAGUUGAGUCAGCAGGUUUCUACAGUACCGUGUAGUGAAGAGGAACCGGCUACCGCUGCGGAAAGCAUCCAGGAGGCAGUGACAGAAACGACAGUAGCAACGCCACCACCUGAAGCAGUAGCAGUCGCUUCAGUCGCUGCUGUGGACUCUGAUAAUCCUGCAGACUCUGAGUCAGAGGAAGAGAGCGCGUCCAGUCCUUGUCCGGAUCACCCACCUCCUCAGCCUGCGGAGAGGCCACCGCUCAGUCCCGUGCUGAGGGAGGAUCCCCCAAUCUGUACAGAGAUUGACUCAGAGACAGCGCAAGCUGUUCAGUCCCUGACGCAGGAGACCGAGAGGGAGAAUGUUUUCCAGGACAUCGUGGAGAGCCAGGAGCCCUGCAGGACGCUGCAGACUUACGCCCACGUGGCUCAGAGCCCCCAGCUCACCUCGCUGGAUGACUGCCCCCAGUCGGACCACAGCAGUCCCCUUUCCUCCGCGCAAUCCCAUCCCAGCCAGUCGGUACGCUCCGUCAACAGCCCGGCGGUCUCCAUCCUGGAGAGCGGCUACACUCAGAUCAGCCCCGACCACAGCGCCAUCUCGGUGCCCUCGCUCCACAACAUGGAGACGAGCCCCAUGAUGGACGUGCCGUCGGUGUCGGAUCACUCGCAGCAGGUGGUGGACAGCGGCUUCAGCGAUCUGGGCAGCAUCGAGAGCACCACGGAGAACUACGAGAACCCCAGCAGCUACGACUCCACCAUGGGGGGCAGCAUCUGCGGGGCAGGCCCCUCCCAGAACAGCUGCUCCUACGGCAGCAUCCCCCCCAGCGGCCUGGCCCAGAGCAGCUGCGCCGUGAGCCAGCAAAUGGCCGCCGUCAACCCCGGCAGCUGCGGGAUGAUUCAGCAGAACAGCCUGAGCUCGCCGCCGCACUGCAACGUCAAGUCGCCGCAGGGCUGCGUGGUGGUGGAGAGGCCCCCCAGCAACAGCCAGCACAGCCAGCACAGUCAACACAGCCAGCGCAGCCAACAUAGUCAACACAACUCCCACAGCAGGCAUGUCCCCCACAAUCAGCACAGCCAACACAAUCAGCACGGUCCACACAAUCAGCUAAGCCAGCACAGUCAACACAAUCCCCACAACCAGCAUAGUCACCACCACAAUCACCACCUGCAGCACAAUCAGCUCAGCCAGCACAAUCAGCACGCCCAGCACGGCCUUCACAAUCAACACAGUCAGCACAGCCAGCAGCAGCCCAUGGCGCAGUGUGCCAUACCCACCAACUUCACCACCACCAUGCAGCUGGCGGACAUUCCCGAAUCUGGCAACCCAAAUUUCACCCUCUACGAGAGGAUCAACCACCAGGGGGAGUACGGCAGCGGGCACUACUCGCAAUCGUCCGGCCUCAGUCUCGCCAAGCUGCAGCAGUUCACCAACACGUUCAUAGACCACCCUCACUCGCUGCCUUUCAACCACUCGGCCUCACACCCCAUCACAUCUUAUGCAAACACCCCGUCGCUGUCGUCCCAGCACUCCAGCCUGGUCUCCUUGUCCCAGACCCCGCAUCGAGUCCCCAACCCACAGGUGCAGGCCACCAUGACCCCGCCCCCGAAUCUCAGCUCCCCGCCGCCCAUGAUGCUACAGCGCAACAUGGGCAUCCCGCCCUCGCAGCGGAUCCAGCCCCAAAUGGCCUCCAAGAGUCACAUCUCCGCACGCUCCAAGUCCGCCCCGCUGUCGCACCACCAGCAGCAGAUGUACGCCCGGCCGCCGCAGACCGUGGCCAUGCAGGCGCCGUCCAGGACGCUGGCCGCCAUGCCGCGCAUGAACAUGAGCGUGAACAUCAUGCCGGCACCGGGCUACAAUGUCAACUCCAUGAACAUGCCCUCCCUCAACGCCAUGAACGGCUACAGCAUGAGCCAGCCCAUGAUGAACAGCGGCUACCAUGGCAACCAUGCCUAUAUGAACCAGUCACCCCAGUACUCUAUGCAGAUGGGCAUGAUGGGAACACAGCCAUACCCCCAGCAGCCCAUGCAGGCUCCACCACAUGGCAACAUGGUGUACACUCCAGCUGGUCACCAUGGUUACAUGAACACAGGCAUGUCCAAGCAGUCCCUGAAAGGGCCUUUCAUCAGGCGGUAACUCUCCGCCGCAGGACUCCGCUGGUCCUUUUCUCUCGCGUGCAUUUUGCUGUUUAAAGAUGCACUGAUCUGGCCUUUUUGUUUUCUUUUUUUGGUGUCUUUUUUCUUAUUGUUUUAUUACUUAAAAACCAGCAGCAGCACUUGGAAAGAAUGCAAAAAUUUUCAUCAAUGAGUAAAAACUUUGAAGCUAAUGUUAAAAAGUAUUUUUGUUUCUCCAGAUGGGAAGCCUUACAUCAUUACGAUGAAAAUCUAUUUAAUUAGUGUUAGUGUCUCUGAUGUGUCUUUAGAGCAGGCGGGUUCAGAGCUCAGCGGUAGAGAUUUCAUCAGUGGUCUUGCAGUCGUGUAGCAGCCUCAAAUGAAGCCAUUUAAUGUGCCUGCUACAAGUGGAGUUAGUGGCUGUUUGAACCUGUUCAGUGUACCUGUCUAACAGUGCUGACAAUUAGUUUGUACUAUACUCAUGCCUUUGUAUAUUUAAAUUAUUGUACUUAUUUUGUAAAGUGACAACUAGCAUGCUUCAGUCUCUGUUAGUGACAGUGCAUUGAGUAGUACUGUACAAGUGUUGUGCUUAAUAGCAAGCCAUUUUAAAGAUAUCUGGCCUUUAUUAGGUUUCCCUCCGCGGGGAGAAAGAUGAAACUAUAUUUUGUUAAUUCUAAUAAUGUAAAAAAAUGUAAACUUAGUCCUGUUUUCUGUUCGGUUUGAGAGGUUUUAUUGCUAUGUAUGUAUAAUUCUGAAGUCUUUUGUAACAGAUCUCCUUGAGGCAGCUUUCUGUUUAAUAAAGCAGACUGAUUUCUGUCAAAAAUAACAAAGCAUAUCUCAGUGUUUGUACCCUGAAAGUUCUAAAACAUUUCAAAAUGUCCAGAAGUGUGGCAGAAUUUAAAAAGAACUAAAUGAUUAUAACGAUGAAUAACAAUAAAGAAAAUAUAAAUUUAGUCCAAAGUUGAUAUUUUACAUAAUGCCUUUAAAGCUACGUUUUCAUUCCAUCUGUAGAUUUGUUUUCUAUCUUUAUAAAAUGUUGGAUUUAUAUUUUACCGAAGUGUAGAAGAAUAGAGCCUGUGAAUAGACCAAACUAAGCUAAUGGAUUGCAUGUAAAACGCAACUUGUACUUGUGUUUUUGUUUAUAUUGCUCUUUUGUAGCCUUUGUACCUGUACAGAGUUGCUGGUAAGAACAGGAGGGAAAUACCUGGCUAUGUGCACAAAAAUCGGACAGAAUGACAUUCUUGUAUUUAUGACUUUUCUCCUUUUGUCAGUCACUUAAAAAUGCUGUACAUUUUAGCAUAAGAAUAAAUUAUGAUUGACCAUG